AAUGACUUCUGAACAGAGCGAAGAAUUGAAUAAUUCUAACGAACAAGGAAAAGGAUGCGAUUUGGUCACUUUUAAAGAAGAUUUACUUCCAAUAUUGAAACUUACGGAAUACGUUGAUGAUCAAAGACAAGCAAUUGAAUCAAACGACAAUACAACAUGCGAUACUAAUGAUACUAAAUUAUUAGCAGAAAAGGAUACAAAGAAUUUAAAAACAGUUAAUAAAACUGCAAGUGAUAAUUCUGAAUAUGAAAUAUGUGUUAGAUAUUCUGAUCUUCUAAAUCCUCCUCCCUUACGAAUUCAAGUUAAUACUAUUCAAUCAAAAGUUGAAGAAAUAUUACAAGAAAAAUAUCCUGAAUCCUUAACAUUUGAUGAGAAAAUAAUAAAAUUUGAAAAUAUACUUCGUAUACCUAAGAAAUCAAUUGUAAAAAACAAGAAAAAUGUCCGACUAAAGUCGUAUUCGCAUUCCAAUUUAUUUGAUAUUAAAAAGAUGAAACGUUGUGAAUCUCUUAAGAACAAAACUCCUAAUAUUCUAUCUCAUUCUUUGGAAGAUGUCCGAAUAAAGCCUGAUACUCCUAAUCUCUGUGAACCGGAAGUUGAUUGUUAUCCGUACAAUAGACUAUCAGAGAAUGAAAUGUUAGCUCAAAUGCUUUCUGAUAAGGAUUUGGAAAAGGAAGAAUUACUUGAAAAUCUAAGAUCAAAUGAUUUUAUUGCUAAAGAAAAACAUUUAUUACAAUUAAGAUCCAAUGAAUUAAAGAAUAACCUUCAAGAAAGUAAUGAACAGUGUUUAAGGAUAAUAACCGAUAAACAGAAAUCAAAAGAUCAAUUUACAACACAAACUAAUGAAUCUCAAUUGAUAAACCCUUUAGAAUUUGACAUUAACGUAAUUAUGGAGGAUAAAGUAAAGAUGUUGGGCGAUAAAUUGGAAAACGAAAGAACUGAUUAUAAAAAACAUAAAAGAUUAUUAGAAGAUGAAAUUAAAAUGCUUACGAAUGAAAAUCGGAUGGUUAAAGCUAAAUUUGAGGAAGAAAGAAUUCAAAAACAUCUUAUUGAGCUAGAAGCUGAAAAACUAAUAGAAGAUAAUGAUUUAUUAAGGAAAGGAUCUUCGGAGAGAUUAUUACAAAAUAAUACAACAAACUUUGAAAGAACCUUGUACGAAAGGAAAUUUGAAGACUUAACUCAAGAUUUUCAUCACUUAUUAAACGAGAAACAACUUGCAGAGACUGAAUUUGACAAUAAAUUAAUUGAAGCUAAAUCCUCAAUUCAAGAAUUAAAAGAAGAAAAUCAGCGAAUUCAAGAUAAAUAUGAUGAAAUUUUAACGGAAAAUCGAGCGUUAAAAAGUCACAAUUUAGUCAUUAAAGUAGACAAGAAAAAUCAAGAAAAACUUGAGAAUGAAUUAAUUAUGAUAAAAGAAAAGCUAAAUGAUACUGUGGAAAGGUUAGAAACAUCAUCUAAUGAAGGUGCCAUUUACAAGAGGCAACUUGAUACUAUAAAAGUUGAGAUGAACUCUUUAAACUAUCAAUUAAAAUUGAAGGAGGAACAAUGUCAAACUUUAAAACCUGACAGACAAUUAAUACCUGAAAACAACUCGCAAUCGCUAAAGGAAAUUGCCAGUCUUCAAGAAAAAAUAACAAACGCGGAAGAAGAGUUGAUUCUAUGGAAGAAGAAAUAUGAUAAUUUAAAUAUUGAAAAUUUAAAACUUCAGGAUGAACUAAAUUCUAAAGAGGACUUGAACGAAGCAGCACGAAACGUUACGGGUAAUACUAGAGUAUUGGAGUUAGAAACGCUUCUUAGAGAAAGAGAAAAUCAAAUAAUUAAAUACGAAAUCAACACUAAAUUAGAUAUAAAUGAAUUGCAUAAAGCUCUCUCUACAACUAAAGAAUUAGAAGGAAAAGUAGAAAAAUAUGAUGAAGAAAGGAGAAGACAUAUACAAGAUGUCAGGGAUUUAAAAAAAGAUCGUGAAAUUGCUGUAACAAAUUCGAUUGCGCAAUCGAAUGCUUUAGAAUAUUUAAAUGAAGAAUUAGAUAAAGUUAAUCAACUAUUGAUAGAAUCUUCAAUAGAGGUCAGUGAAAAUAACGUUUUCUUGAAUACUACUCCCCAAGCUAUCCAUAUGAUUCAUUUAAAUCUUGAAAAUUGGCACCAAAACAUUCAUAUUUAUCUAUAA
This is a messenger RNA of Dimorphilus gyrociliatus, 2161 nucleotides long. The record is from the annotation of a GenBank genome assembly. Lineage: Eukaryota; Metazoa; Annelida; Polychaeta; Dinophilidae.